CUUCAAAGCCUCAGAGGACGGGUGAGUGUAAUCUCGCGAGAUCUUAGAUAUUAUAUCCCGCGGGAUCGCACGCAACCGGUCCUUUUGACACAUCGAUCUUACGGGCGAGGAAGAGUUGGUCGCUCUCCUGAAUCCGACGCCAUCCUCCUCGGAGCUUAGCUUGGCAUCCAAUUCGCAGUCAUGCCGCCCAAGUUCGACCCCAACGAGAUCAAAGUCGGUAAGUCUUUCGGCUCGAAGCGUUUUGGAGGACCGCUUAUUUGGGGUUGGGGCCCGAUCAACUCGCCUGGGCUGGCCUAUGGAGUGGUAACGUCUACAUCUCGGUGGGGGUGGGGGGCCGAUUGGCACGUGUAGCCUUUAUUUGCUAUGCUUCUCCACAGAACCUUCCAUGCCCCUUUUCAAGUUAGUGGCAUAUUUUUAAAAUUACCUAGUGUUCUUUCAUCUCAUUCAAAUGCCACCGGUACUUUAAAUAGAUAGAUAGAUAGAUAUAACACAUACAAAAUACAUUAUAAAUGAUAAGUGUAUUGUAUUCUCGGUUUUUAGGUUUUCCUCCCCGUUGUAUUUUUGUUUUAUUUUAUCUAUUCUUGUAUGCAUUUGUAUUGGUACCUGUACAUGACAGCGGACAAGCUCUGCGUUUAUUUUCUGUACUAUGUUUAUAGUUUCCGAUAUUUGAAAAUUAGAUACCUUGCACCACAUCCAAGAGUAUUAAAGUACUCAGACUGGCAAACCGCACUGUGACCUGAUUAUUAUAACUCUGGAACACCAACAACUGAAUAUUCUCACUUUCUGUGUUAAGUGCAUUAACAACACUUACAUAAAAAUCAAAGAGUGCUAAAUCGUUCGGGAGUGGUAGGAUUCAUAGUCUUGAUUGAAACUCUCUAUUCAGCUCUUUUGAUAUAUUAAGAACAUAAUACUAGCCCUAUCUAGUCCAGCCAACAGGAUUUGCUUCAUUUUUAACCUUUCUUCAAAGGCCCUGAAGCAGCAUAUUGAUAUGGUUCUUUUUACGUGCAUGCAUUAUUUUUAUCUUCAGAACAACCCUGUGUAAAUAGGCUGUGCUGGAAGACAAGUGAAUGUCAGACUAAAAGUCACCCAGCUUUGUGGCUUAGCUGAAAUUUGAACAUGGUUCUUAGAAUCAUAGGAUUAUAGAGUUGGAAGGACACCAAGGGUCAUCUAGUCCAACCCUCUGCAGUGCAGGAAUCGCAGCUAAAGGGAAGUGAGACCUUGCUUUAGGUGAUGCUCUUACCAUGUUCCAGCAGUUUAUCCCCUGUAUGAAUUUUUGUAUUGGUGUUUUGCCAUGAUACCACAGUGGCUUAUAAUUAUAUUUAAAGUGCUGGUUUUCUCUCCCCCCCCCCUCCUUACAGUUUUCUUAAGAUGCACUGGGGGCGAAGUUGGUGCCACUUCAGCUCUGGCUCCAAAAAUUGGGCCCCUGGGUUUGGUAAGUCAUUUUUUAUUCAACCACAGAAAUGCUAAUGGGUAGAGUGGGAAUAGAGAGCCACAUGUUCAGGGGCCAGUUGCAGCUAUCCAGACCUCUGUUCAGAACCCAAAGCCUUGUGAUGAAAACUUUGUCCAGUUCUGCUGCUGAAUGCAAGUGGUGACAAUUCAAAUUCUGAAGGCAAAGUAGCACUAUCGGUCCAUUUCCUGUGGAAGGCUCUUCCCAUAGAGAUUCAGCAGGGUACCUUUUUUAAAGUUUAAACGUGUGCAGAAAACUUUUCGGUGCCAGUUGGCUUAGGCAGGCAACUAAGCCAGCUGCACAUUUUCUGCAAUGCUUCUGCUGUAAAUUUUUUGGAUUGUUUAAAUGAAAUUGUGGUACACUGGUAAGUUAAAUUCUCCUUCCCCAGCAGUUUCUUAAUUUCUGUUUUUAUGCAACUUGAUUUGGGGAGUGGAAAUACUUGAAGUAUAACUAUACAUACCUGCAGGCUUUUAAAUUACCUAUUUGCUGGUUUUGGACACCCCUUUAGGACACAGUAGGCAAGGAAGCUCUUCAGAAUUUGUUUCCCCUGCAGUUUCUCAAUGCAAUGUAUCACCACCUGCCUAUGCAGAUGAGGCUCAGGCAAUAUCUUGUGGACUAGAUAGAUAUUUUGUUUAUAUUAUACACCGCCCUAUGAUCGUUGAGUUAGCAUAGAAAUUUAAUUUGUUAAUAAAUAAUAACAAAUAGAAACCUUAAGGUUGUUUGCAAGGCAAGCAUUGUAUGUCUGGAGUGCAGGUUUCCCACAUGUCUUGUUUGGGUGCUGCUGCAAGGCUUGAGACUUAAGGAGGCAGAAUGUAGUUAGUGAAGCACCUAAAUCUGUGGUCAGUUGCUGCAUUAGAGGGGAGGUUUGGGGGGGACAGGACUUAAGUAUCCCAUUAGUUAUACCUGCUGUUGUUGUUUCUUCUUUUAGUCUCCCAAAAAGGUGGGUGAUGACAUUGCCAAGGCUACCGGCGACUGGAAGGGCCUGAGGAUCACAGUUAAGCUGACCAUCCAGAACAGGCAAGCUCAGGUACAGACAACGCCACAAAGGACGGGUCUGCGGCCAAAAGCACUGGCAUUUGAAAAUGCCCAGCUGUGCUAGUGCCACAGAGCCAUGAUCCUGGCAAGGUUGACUCAGCCUUUCAUCCUUCCGAGGUCGAUAAAAUGAGUGCCAUGCAGCUUGCUGUGUGGGAGGUCUUUGGAUCCAGACCUUAAAAACACGGUCCUGGUCAUUAGGCGGUUGCAACGUAUCCAGGUGUUGAACUACAGUUCCCAUCAUUCCUAGCUAGCAGGACCAGUGAUCAGGAUAUAUGGCAGUUGUAGUUCAGGGAUGUCAGACACUAUUCUAUGUUAAAGUAUAUUGAUUGUUUUCUUGUGCUAUGUGGAAUUGGGUGAUUGCAAGCUCUGGAAAACAGCUUGUCAAGAUGAUUUAGACUAUUAUUAUUUUCCUCAACUGAGCUCUUUUUUUACAUUUAAUCUGAAAUCAAGCUAGAUUUAAGCUUGUUGGUGUCUCUGGUAUCUUCUCAUCAUGGAUGUUGGCUUACUUUACAGAUCUAUGGUCAAUAUUAUUUUAUUAAUGCUAUUGCUAUAAGUUUGUUACGGCCUUUGGCUAGAGAAACUUUUGAACUUGACUUUUAGUCCCCAAAUAACAUUUUCCCCUUGGCUCCUAGCAAUAUUUGGCAUUUAUGCAUGCUGCCUUUUUUUUAGCAUUGGCAUCAUUUUUUGUAACAGCCUUGUGAGGUAGGCCAGUCAUUUUCGUCCCUUGCUAUACAGAUGUGUACCUUGAGUCACCUCCGAAACGUGAUAAACCCUGGAUUAGAGCUAAGAUCCUGGGGGGCCCUGGGCUUUCCUGACAGCCACCCGCCACCAUGCCUUUCGUGCAACAGUGACUGGCAUGUUCCAGUGGUGAGCUAAUAACAAACCCCAGCUUAGGAAGCAGAACUCUUCUAUCUGACCCAUGAAGAGUCCUGUGCCGAAAAACUGGGGACACAAACCUUACAGAAGAGGGUGGUUUUGUUUCAUGAUAAGUUAAAUUCAUAUUAAAAAGUUUUAGGAGUGUAUAUGUGAAAUAAUGCUUUGUCAUCCAGCGUUCUACUAGCACAAAGCCUUCUGCCUUUGCAACAGAAUGUCUGCUUCUCAUGGGCCCCUGAACAGAUUGAAUAGGUGCUCAGAAGGCAGAAAGGAGGAGGGUGUUCUGUUGCACAAGCAGAAGUCCCUAUGUGAAUGAGAAAACUUUGUUAGAUACAGCCCUGGGAGUUGGGAGGAGCUGUGGUGGAGGGUGGGAUUUUUCUUUCCAUGCCAGGUUUUCUGUAGUCAGUGUAUUGCUCCUCCUUCCCAUCCCUGCCUCACACAAGUCUCAAAUCUGGACUGUUUUACUCUCUAGAUCGAGGUGGUCCCAUCAGCCUCUGCCUUGAUCAUCAAAGCUCUGAAGGAGCCUCCCCGUGAUCGCAAAAAGCAGAAAAACAGUGAGUGUCCGGUGGUGGUGGUGUGCUUAGGUGGUGAAUUGCAGCUGGGCAGUUAUGAAAAUGGAAGUAGAACCAUGGUUUGUUUUGCAGAGAUUUAGGAUAGAGUGAUUAAAAACUUAAUUCCCAACUAGCUCUAAGAACCAGGAGGUCCUUUCGAGGAACUGUACUAAUGUUCUCAAUCAUGCUCAUUAAAAAUCUAGUUUGUAUGAGGGUAGAUGGGAAAUUUGGAAAGCUACAGCACCAAAACAGCUGAAAUAUUAUAUGGAUCAGUGUGAUGCUGUAGUUCUGUCUGCAACAGCCACCCGCCACUGUGCCUGCCUGAUUUCAUCUGUGGCUUGUACAUUCCAGUGGUGAGCUAAGAGGAAAUCCCCAUUCAAGGAAACAGGGUUAUUUCUCUUCAUGGGUAACUCUGUGCCGAAGAAUGGGAACAGAGCAAGAACAACACUGCCACAGUCCCUUUUUAUUUUUUAAGAGGGCUGGCUGAUGAGGCUCGUCUGCUCCCAAAGCCUGACUAAUGUGAGUUCUCUCUUUGUUUACAGUUAAGCACAGCGGCAAUGUCAGCUUUGAGGAGAUCGUGAACAUCGCCCGGCAGAUGCGGCACCGAUCCUUGGCCCGGGAACUCUCAGGUAAAAGCAGGGAAGGUGAGGGUGGAGGGUCUGGAUGUAUGACAAGCUCAUGAGUUCCAUGUAACAAAUGCUGAAACAAAUGAAGCUGCCUUUUUUUUAAUUUGGCUCCCAGGCCCCCUUGUACCUCACUAUUAAAGCCCCCCAAGUUUUGCUUGAUUUCUUUGAAUGUCCUGUGAGACUCAAGUUAUUGCCAUCAUCCCCAGCCAGCAUGGCCCUUCAUCAGGGAUUCUGGGAGUUGUAGUCCCAACAGCAAUGUCUACCUAUAUUCGCUACCCAUACCUUCCGUAAAGUUGGAGCUGGAGUGACUCAAUUCAGGGAGUCUAAUCUGGAUGAAGCUAUGUUUUGUUGACCAUUUGGCAGUAAGGUCAUGAGCGCAGCAGCCAUCAUGACAUAAUGUACUUUCCUGCCCCAUCUACAGGAACCAUUAAGGAGAUCUUGGGAACAGCCCAGUCUGUUGGCUGCAAUAUCGAUGGGCGACACCCUCAUGAUGUAAUCGAUGACAUCAAUAGUGGUGCAGUUGAAUGUCCUCCAGUAAGUGCCUGCCUUCCCAUGAAACAGGCUGCAUAUGUUUUUUUUUCUCCUUACCUUGGUACCAAAUUGAAUUAUCUGUUUCUAAUUCCAAACUUAUUUCCUUCCCUACAGAGCUAAGGCUGCUACCUGAAUGGACAUGAUGCAACUUAAGCAAGUUCUGUAUGGUGUAUGGUGAAUAUUGGUAAUAAAUGCAGUUUCACACUUGUGGUGAUAAUGGCUCUCAUUCUGAUGUGUACUUCUAUCAAGAGUAUUUCUCGUGUUAGAGGUUCUGCUGCUGUUCUUGCUGGGUUUCUUCCCAGUUACCUAGAGUGUGAGCAGGCUUGUGUUUAUACUCUGCACUUUAAAAAUAAAAAUGUACACCAGAUGUGUAAGCCUGUAAAAAA
Messenger RNA from Podarcis lilfordi (Lilford's wall lizard), 5449 nucleotides. Lineage: Eukaryota; Metazoa; Chordata; Lepidosauria; Squamata; Lacertidae. The record is from the annotation of a GenBank genome assembly.